Molecule: messenger RNA, 774 nt
Organism: Manis javanica (Malayan pangolin)
Lineage: Eukaryota; Metazoa; Chordata; Mammalia; Pholidota; Manidae
Source: RefSeq, a predicted model, not a curated record
GCCUACCAAGGCUGUCACUUCAUAGGCAUGCCUGAAUGUGAGGUGCUUCUGGCCCAGUGUGUAGUCUAUUUUGCCAGAGCCCCAAAGUCUAUUGAGGUGUACAGCGCAUACAACAACGUCAAAGCAUGCCUGCGAAACCAGCAGGGGCCUCUGCCCCCCGUCCCGCUGCACCUGCGGAACGCGCCCACCAAGCUGAUGAAGGAUCUGGGCUACGGCAAGUGCUACAAGUACAACCCCCUGUACAGCGAGCCCGUGGAGCAGGAGUACCUGCCCGAAGAGUUGAGAGGAGUGGAUUUCUUUAAGCAGAGGCGAUGCUGACUCCGAGGCUGUGACAUCAGAAGGAUGUUCUUCUUCUUAGGGAGGGCCAGAAAGAGUGACUGAGCGUGAAGGUGGUUGCCUGGUGGAAGCUAAAGCAGACCAACAUUUUGUGCCAGGAAUGUGAGUCCUCAGGUGGAGGCACAGUCACUUCAACUGAAUGUGUCGCGAUGAAAUAGUGUGCAUUUGCACUCUGCAGUGGUUAUGUUUAUGAAAAUAACCUGGCAGCUUUGUGCAAUGAAUUAAUGUUAUAAGGAGUUAUCUAUUUUGUCAUAGUAUUUAAGUCAUAAUGUCAUUUCAGAAUUCAGUUCUGUAGGAUUUUUUUUUUCUUUAAAAAAUGUAUACUCUGGGUAGUUUCAAUUGGUAAAAAAAUGUAAUUGUGAUUUAAUACUGCAUAGUGUUUUGGGUAUUUUUUUUAUAUGCAAAGGUCUUAUGAACCAAUAAAACUAUUUCAAAGUA